AUGGACGGCAGUGAGGUCUUUGCUAUGCUAGGCUUCCCAGUCCGGAUCCUCGGCAGGUUGCCACUAAGUGCCCGCUACGCGUUCGGGCCGCCAUCCAGUCUUCUCAACACGAGCGAGUAUGCCACGCAGCGUUAUGGCCAGUCGUACAGAUUUAGACCUUGGCUGCGCUUCGACAUCCAUGAGCUUGAGAAGAUCGAGCGUUUGGUCAAUCAUGGAUCAGACGAGGAAGUCUUGAAGUUCCGACAGACGCAACUCUCUAGUGGAGGGACUACUACUGUUGUCGGCUCUCUACUUGCAGCAACGUGUGCAACAAUGCUCACCAUUGACACCUUGUCCGACCUUCAGCUCUAUGUUCGCGCCCUUUUCACGAUUAGUCUGACCGUCAGUCUGAUGUCCGUCUACUUCACGCUGGUGCAGCAACGAGAGUUGGGCUUGCCUACAAGUGCCGAAACAUUACGCCGCUGGCUCUGCAACGGACAUGUACGCCGAACGGAAGAUCUUGACGACGAUACCCACGCGCCCUUGGACACACCGACGAUGAUCAGAGAAAGCUCGUUGGCAGCGAACAUCCUUCUCCAAGUCCCGUUCGAGAUGCUCAGCAUAGCCAUCUCAGUAUUCCUGGCAGGACUGGCAACAUAUCUUGGUCUGGCAAUGGCAGAGCAUGUUCAACUCGGCAAUGGCAAGGGUCCAGGCAAUGGCGCCUACCUCGUUGCAUUGCUCAUCUGCACAGCCUUCACACUGAUUGUGUUUGGCCAGGCACUUGGGCAAAAAGAUCGAGAGGCUUUGCGAUGUUCGGAGCUUGAUGUACCGCGGCCAGACAGAGACAGAGCGCGAUUUACGAAGAAGGGGUAG
This is a messenger RNA of Recurvomyces mirabilis, 852 nucleotides long. RefSeq lists its product as uncharacterized. The transcript is spliced from 2 exons. NCBI's taxonomy places the organism in Eukaryota, Fungi, Ascomycota, Dothideomycetes, Mycosphaerellales, Teratosphaeriaceae. Bases 1 to 852 code for a protein of 283 amino acids. The record is from RefSeq and is a predicted model, not a curated record.